UAUAUCAUAGGUUCAAAAACCCUAAAUCGCCUUUCGUCUCCCAAAUCUGCCGCCGCCGCCAUCGUCGAUCCUGUAAUGGAUUCGAGUUACUCUGAUUCUCGUCCUUAUGGUGUUUGGAACCAAACCCAGAUGGUUGAUUCAAUGAACAACGACCAGUCUGAUUCACAGACAAUGCCACAGUUAAAAAGGCCGAGACUUGUUGAUGACAACAACACUUCUUGGAAUGUUCCAUCUUCAAACGCUCCUCCUGUGAACAAAGGGACGGCUAAUAUCUUCUACAAGACGAGGAUGUGCGUGAAGUUCAAGUCAGGGGCUUGUAGAAACGGAGAGCUUUGCAACUUUGCUCACGGAAUGGAGGAUUUGAGGCAGCCUCCGUCGAACUGGCAGGAGAUUGUUGGACCUCCUGUGCAAGACAGGGAGAAGGAGAGGGAAAGAGAGAGGCUUUCUUCAUUUUCCGGUGGGAAUAAUAGUAAUAAUGGUGGUAAUUGGGAAGAUGAUCAGAAGAUUAUAUUGAGGAUGAAGCUUUGCAGGAAGUUUUGUUUCGGCGAGGAGUGUCCUUAUGGGGACAGGUGCAAUUUCAUUCACGAGGAUCUUUCUAAGUUCCGUGAGGAGAAUGGGAAGCUGAGGGAGAGUUUGGCUAUAAGUGUUGUUGAUCCACUGUCUGUUGAGAAUGGUGUUGCUGCUUCUCAUCAAGUUGAAGUGGUUAGACAAGGAGGCGUCCCUGCACCUGUAUCUGCACCGUUGAACAAUGGUGUUGGUGGUGUCAAGACUGUGUUCUGGAAGACUAGGCUGUGUGGGAAGUUUGAGAAGGGUCAGUGUCCUUUUGGUGAUAACUGUCACUUUGCUCAUGGCCAAGCAGAGCUGCUGCAACACUCUGUUGGAAGAGUUGAAGGAGAAGCUAUGAACGCAGUAGCAGCGUCUGUGAGUAAACCAAUGGUGGUGCCUGCAAAUGAAGCAUUUGCAAUGAAACCAACUGCACAAGUAACAGCAGAUUCUUCUGGUCUUAACGACGAAGGGCGGCGAAAGAAGUGUUUGCUCAAGUGGAGUGACUCCAAGAAGAUUAAUCGAAUCUAUGGGGACUGGAUCGAUGAUUUACCGGUUGGUCAGAAGUCGACAAAACCAGUAGAGAGUUAAAGAGUCUUCUAGUUUUGGUUUCCACUUGGUUUGAGUCUUUGAUGAUCAAAGGUGAAUAAAAGCUUUGGUCGAAAAUUUUGAGUAGUAAUAAUCUGUUCUUAUGUGGUUACACAAGCAAUUCUUUGAUUCGCUAUGUUCUUGAUGAAGAACAUAUACAUAGCUUAGCAUUUCCCUGUUCUCUUAAUAUUUGAUUACAUAAAAGUGGUUUGGAAUCACUAUCAGCUU
This is a messenger RNA of Brassica oleracea var. oleracea, 1359 nucleotides long. Its product is annotated as zinc finger CCCH domain-containing protein 39-like. The transcript has 3 exons. NCBI's taxonomy places the organism in Eukaryota, Viridiplantae, Streptophyta, Magnoliopsida, Brassicales, Brassicaceae. The coding region runs from base 76 to 1134 and encodes 352 amino acids. Gene Ontology annotation, molecular function: metal ion binding; mRNA binding. The record is from RefSeq and is a predicted model, not a curated record.